AUGGAAGGAAUUAUUCGAGUACAAAAACAUAUUAAAAUUCAAAUUUUGAAUGAUUAUGAAAAUUUCCAAGGGUCUAAUAAAGGUAAAGUUACACGAUCUCAUAUUAAAGUAAGGCUCGAAAGUUUAGAGAAGGCAUGGUCUCGUUUCGAAGACAAUAAUUACGAGUUGAUAGAAAUGGGGGAAUUACCACACGAUUCUGAGUACCUAACAGACAAAGUAUUUGAUAAAAUUAAAGAAGUGUACUAUGAAUAUAAAGGAGAGCUAGAGGAUAUUCUUUUAAAGGAAGUUAUUGACCCCACCGUUUCUUCGACUAAAGUAAGAGACACACUGUCAAUUAAUCUGCCUACCAUUAACUUACCAACGUUUUCUGGAAGGUAUACAGAAUGGCCAUCUUUCCGUAAUUUAUUUGAAACAUUAAUACAUAAAAAUCCAAAUUUACAUAAUAUUGAGAAACUUUACUAUUUAAAAAGUCACAUCACCGGUGAAGCUGAGCAAUUGUUACGUCAUGUACCUAUCACAGAAGCUAGUUAUGAAGAUUGUUGGAAAUUAUUGAGGAAAAGGUACAGCAACAAAAGGUUCAUAGCAAAUCAUACAUUGAAUCGCCUGUUCGGUCAAAAGAAUUUAACUUCAGAGGAGAGUUGCGGAAUAAAGGGAAUACUCGAUACCACGAAUGAGUGUUUAAGUGCUCUCUCUAAUUUAGAAAUAGAUAUUUCGACGUGGGAUCUUUUAAUUAUUUACUUAGUUACACAGAAGUUGGACGGAGAGUCUAGAAAACUGUGGGAGCACAAUAUUAGUAAAGAUUUAGAGAAUUUACCAACUUUAGAUGAAUUUUAUACAUUUUUGGAAAACAGAUUUAGAGCUUUAGAAUUUUUAGAGCUGAGAGAGCGGAAGACGAUUGUAGAUCAGAGACAAAAGACACAUGCCUUUGCCACAACUGCCGUGAUUAUGCAAUGUUCAUACUGUAAGAUGAACCAUACGUUGGACCAGUGUACAUCGUUUUAUAAAGAAGAUUUUGACACUAGAUUACAAUUUAUAAGAAAUAAUAAUUUAUGCUUUAAUUGCUUUAGCACGUAUCAUAAAGCAUCAUCAUGCAGACGGCUUAGGGCAUGUCAGCGUUGUAAUGGUCGACACCACACAUUAUUACACCGAGAGACGAUUGCCAGGUGUGGUUUACCAAAGACGGGUAUAUGGCCUUUGGAUGAGGUUCACGGAGAGAGUAAUUAUUAUAACAAUGACGAGGUCAAAAACCGACAAUUGCCCCAGGUAAUGUUGCCCACAGCCCUAGUUAAGGUGAACACUGAGAAUUCCAGUACAACCUUGAAAGCAUUACUCGAUCAGGGCUCUCAAGCUUCAAUUGUCACCGAGAGAAUGGCAGAAAUUUUAAGUCUUCAAAGGAUACCGGUAGAAGGAGCUGUAACUGGUGUAGGGGGAGAGGAUCAGAACGUGGCUAUCAAAGAAAUGGUAGAAUUUAAUAUACAGUCCACUGCUAGUGAUUUUAAUUGUAACGUACAAGCCUAUGUUCUGAGUGAUCUACCGUCAACCCCCGCGGUAGAAGUUACACACAUCGUUGAUUGGCCAGAGUUAUCAUCCUUAAAAUUAGCAGAUCCUCGUUUUGACAAGCCUGGUAAAAUAGAUGUUAUAUUAGGUGCUGAAAUUUAUGGACGUAUUUUAAGAUAUGGUAUUCUUCGAGAUACGUCAUACAAUUUAACGGCGCAAAAUACUCAUUUUGGAUGGAUAUUAUCUGGUAGGGUCCCAGUGAUGUCGCAAGAAUUUAAGGUAGGAUAG
Molecule: messenger RNA, 1785 nt
Organism: Aricia agestis (brown argus)
Lineage: Eukaryota; Metazoa; Arthropoda; Insecta; Lepidoptera; Lycaenidae
Exons: 1
Coding region: 1-1785 (594 amino acids)
Biological process (GO): proteolysis
Molecular function (GO): aspartic-type endopeptidase activity
Source: RefSeq, a predicted model, not a curated record